GCUAUUUGUUCUGUUAAAUCUCGUCUGUCCGGAGUCUGCGUGCAGUCUGUGGUCCGGCAGAGUCCUCCGUCUUUUUCCCAACAUUUCUCCGUCCAGGAAUACAAAAAGUGACGCUUCGCCAUGACCGGCUGCUUAUAGAGGCAAAGGAGGACCAGCGGUGACAACUUCGUAUCCCAUUCACUGUCUUCACAGGAGUAUAUCUGUCUUUUUUCCCCCCCUCCUCGGCUUGAAGAAGAAGAAGACGCUGCUGCGCGUCCUCCGCUUUUUAAAGCAAACUCGCUAACUUUGUUGUGGCUCCAUGCGGGAGAGGAAACACUUGGGACGGAUAUUUCAGCUUCUUUUCUGCCAGCACGGAUUGUGAGCUGUCGUGUUUGAGCACAGGAAUGUCUCAUUCUUCGCCGUAGCCUCCAUGUAAUCUUUUUUUUUUUUUUGUUGUUGUCGUCCAGCUCUUCGCCCAGCGGACUCUGAGCUGCUGCUCACUGGAUAUACGAGGACUUUUUUUCUGCGCAGUAACUUGCUGUAAAUGGAUCGCCAGUCCAGUUUCAUUUCCAUUUGGCUACAACUGGAACUCUGUGCCAUGGCUGUUCUUCUGACUAAAGGAGAAAUAAGGUGUUACUGUGACGCGCCGCACUGCGUAGCCACAGGAUACAUGUGCAAAUCAGAACUGAACGCCUGCUUCACCAAGGUGCUGGACCCGCUCAACGCCAACUCCCCCAUCACCCACGGGUGUUUAGACCCCGUCGCCAACGCGGCGGACGUAUGCAGCAACCAGAGGAGCGCCCAGGACGUCCUCAGCGGGGUCCCGGCGACGACGGCACUGGAGUGCUGCCACGACGACAUGUGCAACUACAGAGGCCUGCACGACCUGGCGCACCCCAGGGACUCGACAGAUCACAGCCGGUACCAGCCAGACAGCAACAACAGGAACCUGGUGACCCGGGUUCAGGAGCUGGCUUCAGCCAAGGAGGUGUGGUUCAGAGCGGCAGUGAUCGCCGUCCCCAUCGCCGGCGGCCUCAUCCUCGUCCUGCUCAUCAUGCUGGCGCUGCGAAUGCUGCGCAGCGAGAACAAGCGUCUGCAGGACCAGCGGCAGCAGAUGCUGUCGAGGCUCCACUACAGCUUCCACGGCCACCACACCAAGAAAGGCCACGUGGCGAAGCUGGACCUGGAGUGCAUGGUGCCCGUCACGGGACACGAGAACUGCUGCCUGACCUGCGACAAGAUGAGGCAGGCAGACCUGGGAAACGACAAGAUCCUGUCUCUGGUGCACUGGGGGAUGUACAGCGGCCACGGCAAGCUGGAGUUUGUAUGAUUCCUGCUGGGAACAACGUGACUGUCACCUCCCCGCAAACAGCCAGGACUGCCUCUCAAUCGUUGGCCUUUGCUUUUUGAUUUUUGUUUUUAAAC
Messenger RNA from Larimichthys crocea (large yellow croaker), 1404 nucleotides. It is a transcript of the gene bambia, whose product is annotated as BMP and activin membrane-bound inhibitor (Xenopus laevis) homolog a. Gene Ontology annotation, biological process: transforming growth factor beta receptor signaling pathway; negative regulation of transforming growth factor beta receptor signaling pathway; positive regulation of canonical Wnt signaling pathway. Gene Ontology annotation, molecular function: frizzled binding. The record is from RefSeq and is a predicted model, not a curated record. Bases 524 to 1309 code for a protein of 261 amino acids. NCBI's taxonomy places the organism in Eukaryota, Metazoa, Chordata, Actinopteri, Sciaenidae. The transcript has 3 exons.